This is a messenger RNA of Drosophila bipectinata, 656 nucleotides long. RefSeq lists its product as uncharacterized. Lineage: Eukaryota; Metazoa; Arthropoda; Insecta; Diptera; Drosophilidae. The record is from RefSeq and is a predicted model, not a curated record.
UAACUUUCAUCCAAACUUCAUUCCUAUCUCUGACUGCCACUGGACUAGAACAGUUUCUCUAUCAAAUUAAAAAAAGAAGGAAAAAAAAUAAAUCUUCAAUUAAAAUGAUGGAGGAGGAGGAUACAUGUGAAGCAGUGCAUGAUGUCGAUCUGUUAACGCCCAACGAAUGGAUCAAGAAUAUCCUCAGUUUUGGAGUCAUGGGCAUCGCUUUAAUUUACUUGCUGUACGUCCAAGUAGUCGAACGCCAAUGGCUGGGACGUGUACGUAAUUUUUUCGGGAGAAAGCCGGACCCAUUGGCCCUAGAGUCUGAUGGCAGUGACGAGGACGAUAGCAUUAUACUAGAAGACGAUGAAUUUCUAUUUAGGAAUCUCAAUCCUAACCAGAGCGUGGAGCAGUAUCGCCGUCAGCGUUUCGAGGCAGCCGCUGCAGCAUUGGAUCACUCUGGAGUCCAGGAGGUGUAUAAUUUACCCAUAGAGGCAGAACCACUUCGCCGACGCGAAAAUUUGGAUUAGAGGACUGGAAUUAUGCCAUUCAACUCUUAAUCCACGAAUGUCACAAUAAAUAGAACAAUUACGGAACGGACAUUUGAAGACCACGAUCUCCGUAUCCGUCGACUUAAUAAAAUUCCCGGCCCAGCCGUAAUCCUUUGAAAUUAA